AUGCCCCCCUCAAGAGCCCUCAUCUACCCGUCCCACGUCCCCGCCAACGCCCGGACAGACGUGCCCCGGCCCUCGCAGUUCGGCAUCACCGACUUCGAGGAGCUCGUGAUCCCGACCAACGACGGCGAGAAGCUCUCGGCCUUUUACAUCCGCGGGCCGCGCGGCGGCCGCAACGCCAACAUCACGGUGCUCAUGUUCCACGGCAACGCGGGCAACAUCGGCCACCGCCUGCCCAUCGCGCGCAUGCUCGUCAACACCAUCGGCUGCAACGUCUUCAUGCUCGAGUACCGCGGCUACGGCCUGUCGACGGGCACCCCGGACGAGUCGGGCCUGGUGCUCGACGCCCAGACCGCGCUCGACUACCUGCGCGACCGCGCCGAGACGCGCGCCCACCGCCUCGUCGUCUACGGCCAGAGCCUCGGCGGCGCCGUCAGCGUCCGCCUCGUCGCGCGCAACCAGGAGGCCGGGGACAUCAUGGGCCUCGUCCUCGAGAACACCUUCCUCAGCAUGCGCAAGCUCAUCCCCAGCGUCAUCCCGCCCGCGAGGUACCUGACGCUGCUGUGCCACCAGGUCUGGCCCAGCGAGUCCGUGCUGCCCAACAUCAACAAGGUCCCCGUCCUGUUCCUGAGCGGGCUGCAGGAUGAGAUCGUCCCCCCACACCACAUGCGCCAGCUCUACGAGAUCUGCGCCGCCCCGUCCAAGAUCUGGAAGCCGCUGCCGGGCGGCGACCACAACUCGAGCGUCCUCGAGGAGGGCUAUUUUGAGGCGAUAUCAGACUUUGUGGCCGACUGCGCGUACAACAACCCCGCCGCCAAGGAGAAGAGGUGA
Thyridium curvatum is the source of this 828-nucleotide messenger RNA. RefSeq lists its product as uncharacterized. The coding region runs from base 1 to 828 and encodes 275 amino acids. Gene Ontology annotation, molecular function: palmitoyl-(protein) hydrolase activity. The record is from RefSeq and is a predicted model, not a curated record. The transcript has 2 exons. Lineage: Eukaryota; Fungi; Ascomycota; Sordariomycetes; Thyridiales; Thyridiaceae. Gene Ontology annotation, cellular component: membrane.